Molecule: messenger RNA, 9343 nt
Organism: Bacillus rossius redtenbacheri
Lineage: Eukaryota; Metazoa; Arthropoda; Insecta; Phasmatodea; Bacillidae
Exons: 2
Coding region: 6566-8398 (610 amino acids)
Cellular component (GO): nucleus
Molecular function (GO): DNA binding
Source: RefSeq, a predicted model, not a curated record
GAAAGGGCAUAAGUCAACUUUUUUGAAGAAAUGAGUUACAUACAGGAUGCCAAUCUGUGGGUGUAUACGCAUCGUUUAGUUACUAAAAGGCACUAGUCUGAUGCAUGGAAGUGGGUUUACCGACCGCCAGAAAAUUUAGUUUAGUUAUGAAAAGGAAUUAGUCAGUGGACUUAUGUCCUUUCAUAACCAAAUGAUUACAGCUAUUAAUAAGUGGACUUAUGUCCUUUCAUAACCAUAUAAUUGCAGCUAGUUACAAAGAGAAAACAAAUAGCAGUAUACUCUUCCGACCUCUUUGGCAGUAUCAUGCAGUGUUGCAUGCUGGUAUAUUCUGCUAUCAUUUGUUUUGUUGUGUACUUUCAGUUACUUUUGGUUUGUUUACUAGUAGAAAAUGAGUGAAAUGGAGUAUAAUAAGACUUGUGUGGAAAAUGAUUGUAACCAUUCCAUGAAACGUAAAAAAGGUGUGCGAAAUGUGGAAGAAUACAAAUGUCAAAGAAUUAAACGAGCUCGUCUGCAAGGAAAGGAGUAUGCAAACUACAGAGGGAAUGUUGUGAAAACUAAAAGUACUACCGAGUCGUGCAGAUGUGCAAGAAAAUGCUAUGACAAGAUUGACAUUGCACAGAGAGGGAAAUUACUUGAUGCUAUACAUUCCUUUUCAUGCAAGAAUGAGCAAGACAUCUAUCUUCAAGGUUUGCUUGACGCUGUGCCAAUUAAACAUCGCCGACCAAGGAAUGGUGACAAGUCUGGAAAAAGGUCAUCCUCCUUCACUUUCCAUGUAGUUAUUCAAGAACGAAGAGUGAAAGUGUGCAAGAAAGCAUUCAUUCAGUUAUAUGGAGUAUCUGCCAAGAGGGUAAGGAGACUGCAAACAUUGUUACUAUGUGGACAAACUCCAAAAGACAUGCGAGGCCAACAAAACAAUAGGAAGUCGGUGCCUGUUGGUGAUGUUCAGGCCAUCAAAGACCACAUAUCUUCAUUUCCUGUCAAGAUAAGCCACCAUGCAUCCAAAGAAUAUAAAUAUCUUGAUGCGCAGUUGGAUAUAAAGAAGAUGCAUACACUGUUCAAAGAGAAAUUUCCUGAUUGUAAAGUUAAGUAUUCUUUCUAUUACAAGAUUUUCAGGGAAAAUUUCAAUCUCCACUUUGGGAGACCACAGAUAGACACCUGUGGAGAAUGUGAACAACUGAAGGUCAAGAUAAAAAAUCCUAAUCUUAAUGAAUGUGCUAAGCGAGUUGCCAUGGCCGAGCUGGCCAUUCAUGAAAGAAGGAGUAACAAGUUUUACACAAGCAUGAAAGACACGAAACACAUUUGCAAAAACAAUGAUAGUGUGUUAGGGUUAACGUUUGAUUAUAUGCAGAACAUUUCACUGCCCUGCAUUCCAGUACAAGAGCUUUUUUACUAUCGCCAGCUUUCGGUGUUUCCCUUUGCCAUACAUAACCUGAAAACAGAUGAGGCGAGUUUAUUUUUAUAUCACGAAGGGCAGGCAAAUAAAGGGCCAAAUGAAACAUGCUCUUUUCUCCACAAAUACAUAAGUGACAACGUGCCUCCAUGUGUUAAAGAACUGCACCUUUACAGUGAUGCUUGCGGAGGGCAGAAUAAGAACAAUUGCAUGGUAAGAUUCUUGUUAUCACUUACUGACACCAACAGAUUUGACAUUAUUAUCCAUCGGUUUCCGAUACGUGGUCAUUCAUAUCUUGCUUGCGAUCGUGAUUUUGCACUGGUGAAACGUGUUCUUAAAAAGACUGAUAGAUACUAUGUACCCAUGGAGGUCUGCCAACUUAUUACAUCUGCAGGAGUUCCUGGAAAAUUCACAGUCAACAUGGUAACAUCUGAUGACGUGUUGGACUUCAAGAAUUGGUGGCCCAGCCAUUACAAAAAGACAUGCUUAUCAUUGGAAAGCCAGAGUAAAGCAGUUCCGCGAAGCCAGAAGCAAGACUUUGCUGUAUCAAGGUUUGUAGAGUUCCAGUACAACAGUCGCCAUAAAGGUACUGUAGUUGCUUCCGAAUUCAUUGGCGGCCUUGUGUCACAUACUUUUGUGCUUCGUCAAUCAUCCGACAAAAGUUUGAAUCCUACUAUUCCUGUUCAAAAGGCGUAUCCUGCGAAAAAUGUGCCAAUUAAUGCAAAGAAGAUUAUUGACUUAAAGAAGGUUCUCCGUUAUGUUCCAGGUGAACACAGAGACUUCUACGAUGAGAUUAUCCAGUGGCCUACCAAGCAAACAGACUGAGCUACCAUGCCAUUGUAACAGGCAUUGUUACAUAAUAACAUACAAAGUGUGAAGUUAUAUUAACACCUUUUGUACAUGUUUUCAAAACAAUGUGUAGUCUUACAUCACUGUUGUUUAAAGUGAAAUGAUGCUUUAGUACAUAACUUUUGUGGUGUUGUUUAAAGAGGGUAUGCCUGUGAUGUUAUGCAUUAUAAGGUCAGUGAAAAUGGCGUAAAGUGUUCAAUAAUAUGGUGUACACGUUUACUGAACUAUAUCUAGGUUGAAUUACAUCAUUGUAUUUCGAUUGGAAUAUUUUAUUACAUAAGUUUUGUUGACUUGCAAGGUUAAGUUAUAAAAGGGCCUAAGUCUGUGAUAUUUAACAAUUUUUUUCUCGCAGGUAAUGAAACACUUGCAAAGCAUGCACUUGUCAAUGUAGUGACAUUUAGGUACAGAGUAGUAAAAAAAUAUUAAUUUUGAUGUAUGAAACUUAUAACAGAUAUGAUAUAGUUUUUUGCAUAUUCCCACAACUUUUAGUGAAUUGACAUGCCUUUUCAUAAAUAAGCGAUUCAUAUUGGAAUCCAUUGUUUCAGAUAUAUUUAUAAAAAUUUUGUUUUGUGUUGUGGAAGUUUUAAGAACGUAUGUAGUCCGCCCGUUUUUGUAACACGAUUUUAUAACAAAUACGCAUCCCAAAUACACAAAACUUAUUUAUAACGUGUUACAAUAUUUUUUAAAACAUUGUGUAAAAGAUCCCGGGUGUAAUUUGGAUUAUUAUGUGCAACUGUAAAACACCAUUGUUCGUUAAAAACGUAUUUUAUAUUCAACAUUACUUUUAAAUAACCAUACCGAUUGUGCUGAAAAUCGGUGGACGAUCAUUAAAUUACAUACUUAAUAUUAAUAAAUCAAACGACGAAAAUAUGAUUGAAAAGUCAAAUCGAUGGUUGUUCCAAUCGAGUGGAAGAGAGAUGCCACGCAUUCGUACAAUGAGCAUAACAGGACACAUCCGUAGUGGAACAUCCGUAGUGGGACAAUGUGCGUUACGGGACACUUUUUCGUGCGUGCAGCCGGCGUUCAUAGAUUUAUUAGACGUUGUCACGUCAAUAUUUAUUGUCGUCUAAAAAUAUUAACGUAAUUAUUAUGAAGAAAGAGAAACUAUUUUUUUCCUUCCUAUAAAUGGCAUUGAUUUAGGCUCAAAUACUAUUUUUUAUUUUUUUUUGCCCGGCUUGAUUUUAUGUUGUUUUUCUGUAGAUCAUUUUGGAUCGGCUCAAGACUAAGGCUCGCCCAUCUCUAGAAGAAACAAUAAAAAAACAAUUAUUGUUUCCAUGUAGGUACCAAAACGUUUUGGUUAUUGAAUCUAGAUUGUGAACAAUGCCUAUUCCCAUGGAAAAUUUCAGUCCGAUUAAAAAUGACUUCGAUUCGCAUGGCAUAUUUGCGUUUUGGACUAUUGGUGAGAUUUAAUUUAUGUUGGCUCACAUAAAAUAAACAAAUAAGUAAAUAAAAACAAACAGCUGUUUUCAUUCUGCCACAUAUGGAAUUAAAAUUCCACAAGUAAAUUUAAUGGACACGAUAAAAGUGUUGUUAUUCCUGAUUAUGUGGCAACUGUAGCCGGAAAAAAAAUGCAUAUUUCAUUAACUUUCCAUCCCUUCCCAAUACAAUCCGCGUUUCCAUAGCAUUUUAUGUUCGACUCAGUCCGUUAGGUACUAUUCCAAUUGGUGUAAUGACAUUGAGACAUAACGUUUUGAAACCCGUUUCCGUGGCCAUUUUGAAAAUGGUAAGCAUUUUAGAAAGGUUAUUGAAUCUAUCUGGAAACUUAGUAAUUUAGUAAUAUUAACUUUCAACUCGUGAUUAACUUAUUAGUUAUAAAUCUUACCUGUAUUGAUACACCUGUCAUUGUCAUAUCAUCUCCACUUCCGUCUUGCUUCGGCACUUUAUUAAAAUACGAAAGUAAAUUACUUCCUUUCCUUUUUUUGUCGCACAUAUCUAUACUUUACGUGUAACAACGAGCUGUUGAUACUGUUGCUUGUUGCACACAUCCGUGACCACUGCUGUAUGCUCGCCCUCCCUACCUCGUAAGGUCACAAGUCUCCUACCCCUGCCCCUCGCACGUGUGCCAUUUCCCUCUUCCGCUGCACACUCGUCGUGGCCGAGUAGUAGCAGGCAGUGCUGUGACAGUUGAAGGGUGUGGCUAUUUGAAAGGGAGUUGGCAGCAGGGGCUGACCAACUCGCACCCCUGCUGUGACAAGGGUAAGCCAGGUAGCCAGCCCUCAGAAACUCACAAACAACUGUAAAAAGAAAAGUCUUUGACCUGGCAACAACUUCCUUCCUAUGAAGCACAAAGAUUUUCCAUCUUUCCACUAAGCACUGGAACCGAGUAAAUGUUACUUCUCUUUGUCCUCAAUACCAUUGUAAAAUAUUAAAAUUGAGGUAAAAUUUUGUAUGAAUAAGAUAAGUGUAGGAGUAUAUUUUAAAAUAAAUAACAAUUAUUUAUGCAAACUUUAUAUUUAAAAAAAAUAAGAUUUAACUUUCGGGGGGAGGGGGGAGUAUGGCCCCCUUGGCAACCCCUCUGGCUACGCCACUGUUACAAAGGCAUUUUCAUGUUUAGGGCUAUACCUUGGCUUGCACUGAAACUUCAGAUGUCCUUUCUUGCCACAUUCAAAACACUUUUGUAAGUCUUUAUCCUCUCUGCAUUGGUUUGCCACAUGUCCCAGGAAUCCACACUUGAAAUACUUUAAUCCCCCUGUCUUCUUGACUGUGUUCCCUUUAUAUGAUCCUGCCACCAUAGCCACAUCCUCAUCCUUGAUUUUAGACCUUAACUUCUCUUCUUCCACUAGUUUCUACAGAUUCCCAUGCUGUCACAAAGUGACCAAAUCUCUCUGGCAGUGACAAUAUUUUUGUAAUCGUGAACUGUUCUGACACUUCUUCUCCUGCCUGUUUAAGCAAGUGACACAAUUCUUGUAUUUUUGACAAAUAUGUAGACAUGUCAUAACCCUGCUCGUACUUAAACUGAAAAAAACAUUGUUGCAGUAAGUGUACACUUGUACUUGACUGCUGCUCAUACACACUAAGAAGCUUCAUCCACAUCUCGCUUGCAGUGGUGCAAGUAAGUAUGUGCAUCAUUGCAACCUCACUCAAACACAUUACAAUAAUACUUUGAGCCUUUGCAUCUCUUUUUUGCCACUCACCUUGAUCUUUUUCCGGUUUAAUGUCUGUUCCAUCCACAACUGAAAAAAGAUUCAUUCCCUGCAACAACACCGACACCUGGAACUUCCAAACGUUCCAAUUAUUCUGCUCCUCCAACUUUAUCGCUCCCAUGGUAUUCAUCCCUAGCUGCUCCAUUUUUCCGGGGUCAACAGCACCGACGAUAAAUGGUUGACGACGAAAGAGACUGAAUGUGUAGAGGAAGUGCGGGUAUUAUGGAAUAGGCGGGUAAUAUGGAAUAGGUGGAUAUCUCAGCUGUAAGGUGCUGAAACCUGUGAGAGAGCGGUCGAACUACUUCCCUGUGCUCGCUAGAGGCUAUGAAUUCAGUCGCAUGAACGUCGGUCGUGUAUGGGCAGUUUUAUAAUCAAUUGUUUGGUUUUUGCAUUUGGAAAGUUUUUGCAGGUGAGUGUUUGAUAAAUGUUAACAGUAUUUAGAAGUUUCUUAACACUGUUAAUCAUGAUGUAUGAUAAAGAGUAAUAGUCCGCAGUGUUAUUUCCAAGAAUGUAGUCUUUUCAUUUUCAACUAGUAAGGUUAGGAGAACGGCAAAUUUUAAAUAUGGCGAGUCGGGUAAUAUGGAAUACCUACUAUUCCAUAUUACCCGACGAAAAUUUAGGUAUUCCAAAUUGACCGCAAUUUGAUUAAAAAGUAAAUGAACGCUAUUAAUGUUUAUUUAACGCUUAAGAACAUAAGUAAUAAUAUGUAUUUUCCAGUUAUUGUAAGAAAUCAGUGUAAUUACAAAUUAUAAAUAGCUUCGACUUAGGUAAAUGUAAUUGUUUUAAGCUUAAUAUUGUUGUAUGUAAGACCACUUAACAAACAAUUAUUGCUAUAGUGCUAAAAAUAAUACAUGCACAAAAAAUGCAAACUAAAUGUUCUAAUGGCUCUCGUUACAGCUUAUUGUUUAGGGAGUUGUAAUUUUUCAAUAUUGCCAAUGCAUGCUCGCACAAUUAGAGCAGAAGUCACCUAAUGUAGCCUUUUAGGCUUAUGCAAUGUUAUUCUAUGCAUGUGCCAAACUUGAAUGCUACUUUUAGGCGUUGUAAAUGUCAACUUGUGCUAAUACAUUAGUUGCGUAUAUGCUAAAUAAAUUUUUGUGGAGCCAGGUUUUCAACUACUUAUGACGACCAUUACGAAACAAGGGGUUAUAAUACCUAUAGUCUGUUUUUUUUCUAUCUUCCAGAGAUGGGUAAAAAGAAAGACAAAACUAAGAAAAGGAAGCUUUGGAAGGAGGAUCAAAUGGCAAAAGCAAUCUGCGCUGUUAGGGAGAAGAAGAUGGGAUACCUCAAGGCAUCGAAAGUGUUCCAGGUACCAAGGGCUACACUUUUUAGACUUGCCAACAAUAAGGUGCUAGACACCAAGAAAGCAGCAUCUACAAAACUUGGUCGUAAGCCAUUGUUUACCCCUGAGUUGGAGGAAGAGCUUGUGAAGUACUUAGUUGAAAUGGAAGCCAUGUUUUAUGGCCUUACCAGCAAAGAUGUUUGUAUAUUAGCAUUUCAGCUAGCUGUGCGCAAUAACUUAGCCCAUCCAUUUGGACAAAAUGACAAAGCAGGGAAAGAUUGGUUUCACGGGUUUAUGACAAGGAAUAAGGACAAGUUGUCUAUUCGCAAGCCAACGGGUACAUCAUUUUCCAGAGCCAAAGGGUUUAACAAAGAAGAAGUGAGUGCGUUUUUCGAUCUGCUGGAAAAACAGUUUGAGAAGCAUAACUAUUCUGCAGAUCGCAUCUUCAAUGUCGAUGAAACUGGUUUGUCGGUAGUGCAAAGUAAAAUCCCUCAUGUUGUAGGACUUCGUGGGAAACGUCAAAUCGGGGCCUUGACAUCAGCGGAAAGAGGGUCAUUAGUAACUAUCAUUCCAUGUAUGAGUGCUGGUGGUCAAUUUAUUCCACCUCUAAUUAUUUUCCCCCGUAAAAACAUGAAUGAACAACUUAUGAGAGGUGCUCCACCUGGCUCUAUCGCAACAUGCCACCCUAGUGGCUGGGUUCAAACAAACAUUAUUACUAAGUGGUUUGAGCAUUUCCUGCGACAUGCAAAACCCACAAAGGAAGCUCCGGUUUUGUUGGUACUGGAUGGCCACUCUACCCACAAGAGGAACAUUGAACUUAUCAACAUGGCGAGAGAAAAUCAUGUAACGAUUAUCUGCAUACCACCUCACACAACACACAAGUUGCAACCGUUAGAUAAAUCGUUCAUGGGACCUUUGAACACCCACUUCAGUGAAGAGGUUCGUACAUUUCUGAGACAUAGCUCACGGCCAUUCAGUGUGUUUGACAUUAUGGAAUAUUUUGGACGUGCUUAUUUAAAGGUACAAAGAGGUGAAAUUGCAGUGAAUGGUUUCAAGGCCACAGGAAUCUAUCCAGUAUCCAGGAAUAUAUUCAUAGAGGACGAUUAUCUGCCUUCUGCUUUGACCUUCACGCAACGAAAACAAAUUACCGAAUCACCUUCAGCAUGCAAUGAUCCAUCCACAGAUGUCGAUACCAGCCCUACAAUUUUUCCAGUUCUAUCAGUUGCUGGUUGUUCGAAAACGCCUGAUUUGGUCUUACCUAGUCAUAUUUCUCCUGCUCCACCCGCAAAAAAAACAUCAAACAGGGGUAGAAAGCCAGGAACUUCCUCUGUCCUCACUUCGUCACCAUACAAGUCUAAGUUAGAGGCGGAUAUAACUGCAAAGCAAGUCAAAUGUGGCAAAGUCUUGAGUAAUGACAUUGAAAAAUCAAAGAAGAAAUUACACUUGAAGCAAGCUCUUGUGCCGAGCAAAAAGAUAAAAAUUAGCGCAGAAACGUUCCUGUUCGUCGAAUCCAACAGUGACAACCAAACUUUCAUCUCAGAUAAGUCAUCCGAGCUGGACUUCAUACCCACAUCAACGCCUGAUUCUGGGGAUGCUGAGUGCAUAUUUUGUCAAGGGAUGUUUUCACAGGACUCACGAGGAGAAGUGUGGGUGCGGUGUUUGUCAUGUUCGUUAUGGGCACAUAAUGACUGUGCUGGUGCGGAAAAAAUGGAUUACAUUUGCGAUUUUUGUAAGUGAUUUAAAAAAUAUUAUUUUGUAAUUUACACACUCCUCUUCUAUUUCUUUCCCUGUUAAGUAAGAAUAUCUUUAUUUAGCUUGACAAUAUCCGAUUUUGGUAUUGCAAAGUGCAGUGUUUGUCAUGUUAUUUAUGGUCACAUGAUGACUGCGCUGAGGUCAGCAUAAAUGCUUGCAUUUGGGUUUUUAUUAUUAUAUUAUAUGUUUAUGUAUGUUUUUCAUUGAAAGGCAUGUAUAUUUCCUAAAUAACCUUCAUGUGACUUACAAUUAGGUUUACGUUUCCUUAAUAACUAUGCAUAUUCCAUAUUACCCGACUAUUUCAUAUUACCCUCCAAUUGUGUUUUUUUGCAAAAAUGAUAUUUUACUGUACUUCUUACAUGAUUUUGCUGUCCGUGUGUAUCCAGAUAUAUCGUCAUAACUGUAAAUUUUACCUGCAUGCAAUUUCAGAUUAUAAGCUCUUUCCUUAAACUCAACAACCUUGAAAUAAAAAUGGUAUUCCAUAAUACCCGCACUUCCUCUACCACACCCCGGUACCGCUACUCCUCAGAAGCUUCCCAUGCCGCCAUUACCACUCUGCAGAGAAACAUGUUGCCGGCCUACACUAUUUAAACAUCGCUGGUGCGAAGAUCACUCAUGAGUGUUAUAAGCAUCCUGGGCCCAUAACCUGUUGUCAGUCUUUCACAAAAAAAGACACGCCGUGAUGCUGUUAACCAUAUCCUCUUAUUCACAUAGUAACAGACAUUCUCCCACACACCUUUUCCUCCAUUUUCUAACUCUCUAAACUAAAGCAGUGCUACCAACUUGGUAGCUACAAUUAUACCUACGACACAAAAUAUCUUUAUUGACGAUAACAUUAACAAGUAAAAUAUCAUUAGGUAUGUUUAACUAAUUUUAACAUUUCACCUCCAAAAAAAAUUUGCUCUGUGAUUUGUACAAUAAAAACAUUGA